AUGGGUACCGAGGUGGAUGGGGCCGUUCUGAAACGGACACAGAGUUCACUGGGGAAAUUCGUGAAACGACCCGCACUGACCGAGAAGCUGCUUCGCAAACCACCGUUUCGGUUUCUUCACGACGUAGUUCACGCGAUCGUACGUGAGCAUGGCCUGCUGGAAGGGCUGUACACGGCUGAUGAGCUGAAUUCGGACAACAUCAAGGAUCGCGAUUCGAAAAUGGCGUUUUUGCAGAAGCUCAUUGACGUCGUUAAGUUACUUACCGAUCGUGAUCUAAAGGUUCGUCCCUCGAAGGUGGUUGCCGGGCUGGAGGUAGAACGUACCAACGAGCUCCUGCAGGCACUUGGCUAUGCACUGGAGCAGAAGCUUAGCAGUGCUGACAUCGUACGCCAGUAUCUCGCCGUAUCUGGCCCAGAGACCCUAGCAUCUAAAAACCCCACAGUAGCUAAUGGGACUGGAGCAUCGGAAUCGCAACAAGCUCGAAAAGAACCUGCUAAGGAUCGAUCGAAGGACAAGGAACCGGCAGGAGUGGAUAAACGAAAAGAUCGAAGUUCUAAACCGAAAGAGAAAGAAGCUGCCAGAAAUGGAAUAUCUGCGGUAGCGGUGGAUGUAAAGGCCAGCGAUGGAAAGGGAAAGAGUAAAGUGCAAAAUGGUGGAGUCAAGGUAUCGAACGACCCAAAAAGGAAGGUUGACAAACCGGCCAAAGGGAAGGAUAAAGAGCGAUCUCUUAAACGGAUACCCUCGAUACCGGAAGAGCAGCAGCCCGUUCCACCCCAGACACCAACCGUCAAGGAUCGGCCAAGUCAUGAUGUGGCGCCCAACAGUGCUGGGAACGGUGUCGAAACAUUAACGAACGGCAAACAAUCAAAUGAGCGAAGGAAACGACGAGAUUCGUACAAGGAAUCGGUUGAGCUGGGUCCAGCGCCGCAGGAAGAUGAAGCGAAAGGUGGUUCGCUUACGAUGGAAGAAGAAAAUGAACGGCACCGCAAACAGAACGGUACCGGAAGUAACAGCAGCAGUCGACGAUCAUCGCUUAAGAAACAGAAUAGCCUGACGCCCAGCGAGAAUAACGCGCUGUCGGAGAUGAAUCAAUUCAAUGGGCUGGAAAACUCCCCUGGUCCGAGCCGACAGGAUAGUGGUACCGGAGUUGAUCCACCACCGGCGAUCGGCACAGCACGACCAGCACCAGAUACGAUCGAAAUAGCCACGAUGCCAGAACAAAUGGCGGCAGGAGGUGGUAACACGGUUACCACGGUGGACCCUUUAAUAGCUGCACCUGAAAGCAAUUCCCGAGGUGUCGUUACCGGGAAACCACCGAUGCACCGGCAGCAAUCGGUUGAGACGGUACUGCGACCAAGAACCAGCCUAAGGCCACCGAGCGUACGACCACCUUCGGCUCGACCUGGCGCCCCACGACGGAAGGAGAAGAAUGUCGAAGUGAUUCUGCAACCGAAUGAAAUGCAAAAGCUGGGCGACAUCAACGUCAAGAUGGAGGUGUUCAAUAGUGAGCUGUUGGAUGAUGAUGGGGAGAACUUGAUCGUCAUCGAGGAUCCCAUCAGUACGGUCGAUGAUGUGUACGGUGGUAUCGGUGGCGUCGGAGCGAUCGGCAGCGCUGGUAUGACGGAUGGAGAUGAACUCAGCACUCAGCACCUCGGGCAGCAGGGACAGGGUCAGGAGGAACAUCAGGGCCAUCUGGUGCAGCAGAUACUGGAAACGCAGAAAGAAUUCUCCAACCACGCAAACCAUGACGGUGAACUGCUGCGUAAGCCCCAAGACACGGAUUGGUCCAUCGGGCAGCGUCAAUCUUCAGUGAAGCAAAUGGAACUGCUACGUGAAUCAAUCCAGAAGCUCACACGAUCCGUGAAUCCACUUGGGAAGCUGAUGGAUUUUAUCCAGGAAGACGUUGACUCUAUGGAACGUGAGUUGGCCAACUGGCAGCAAAUCUAUUCGCGCUCGAUCGUGGAGCUGAACAAGGAACGAAGUGCCACGGAAAAUGCGAUCGAGCCGCUGAAGCAUCAGCUAUCGCAAAUCGAGGUCAGCAUAAAGGAAUAUCGUGAAAUGAUUGAUUCAACACGGGCCACCAUUUUGCAGAACGAACAGAAGAUCGAACGCUUGUACAUGACCGAACUAUAGAA
This is a messenger RNA of Anopheles darlingi, 2135 nucleotides long. It is a transcript of the gene IFT54, whose product is annotated as TRAF3-interacting protein 1. Gene Ontology annotation, cellular component: centrosome; axoneme; ciliary basal body. Gene Ontology annotation, molecular function: microtubule binding. The record is from RefSeq and is a predicted model, not a curated record. The transcript is spliced from 5 exons. The coding region runs from base 1 to 2133 and encodes 710 amino acids. NCBI's taxonomy places the organism in Eukaryota, Metazoa, Arthropoda, Insecta, Diptera, Culicidae. Gene Ontology annotation, biological process: regulation of microtubule cytoskeleton organization; intraciliary transport; cilium assembly.